GGCGCAGGGUUCCAUACUGGCGACAUAUAAUUGAGCAGCUGAGGUGUGCAUGGAGCACUUCCAUUUCUCUUCUCCUUCGCCUUUUUGGAGAGUGACGUUCUACUCUCCGCCAACUUACUUUUAUUCAGUUCGCCGCGCUGCACCUUUGUUCAUUUUGUUUCUUCCUUUCUAUUUCUGAAGAUGCAGCACUUGACCUUUAUAUCCAUUCUUCUUGCCUUUCUUUCCCUCGUCCAUUCUGCGACGAGUAUGCCCAUGCAGCGCGCAACAUACAACAACCCAAUCGUGGCGGGAGUGGCCGCCGACCCGUGGAUAAUCAAGCACGGCGACGACUACUACCUCACCUUCACGACGGGCACAGACGUGCAGCUCCGCAAGUCAUCGAACCUCGCCGAGAUCAAUGUGAAGCCGACGACGGUGUACACCCCGCCCAAGGGUGGGAACCUCAGCGCCGUCUGGGCGCCGGAGCUGCACUACAUCGGCGGAAAGUGGUACAUCUACGUCGCGAUGGUCGAGGGCAGCGACGCGAACAACCACCACAUGUACGUUUUGGAGGGAAAGAGCCAGGAGCCGCUUGAUGGAUUCGACUUCGUUGGUGAGGUCGGAACCCCAGACAAUAACUGGGCGAUCGACGGCACUAUCUUCCAGUACACCAACGGCGACCUGUACUUCAUCUGGUCCGGCUGGGCGAAUACCACCGACAAGCUCUGGCAGAGCCUCUACAUCGCCAAGAUGGACUCCCCGACGAAGAUCACGAGCGAGCGCGUCCUCUUGCACCAGCCAAUCCCGAAGUGGCAACAGACCGUCGACGGCGGCGCGGUCCGCGGCAUCAACGAAGGCCCUGAGAUCCUAGUCCACAACAACAGGACGUUCUUGAUCUACUCCGUUGCUGCGAGCUGGACAGAAGACUACAGCCUUGCCAUGAUGGGCAUCGACGGCGGCAAGGACCCUCGUACGUCCCACCCGCCCGCAGUGUCACGUCUGGACUCACGGAUCCGCACAGUUGACGCGAGCAACUGGUGGACGCUCGACUCGCGCCCUGUGUUCUCGAAGUCGAAGGCGGCGUUCGGCCCCGGCCACGCAAGCUUCACGUACGACCACGACGGCACGCCGUACAUCGUCUACCACGCCAUGGCGAACGCGACGGCGGGCUGGAACGGCCGCACGAUCCGCGCGCAGAGCUUCGGCUGGAACAAGGAUGGCUCGCCCGCCUUUUCGAGCCCCGUAGGUCUCACCACGGAGCUGAAGCUGCCAGCGUAAGGGCAGGGAUGUAAACGGGCCGGAUCUCGCGACAACGUACGUAGUACGCAUGUAAUGACGGACGCUGUAUUCGCGCUGUACCCUACAUAAUUCACUUAUUACCUCGUUAGCAAGACCGUCUUGACCGAGCUC
Rhodofomes roseus is the source of this 1389-nucleotide messenger RNA. Its product is annotated as glycoside hydrolase family 43 protein. NCBI's taxonomy places the organism in Eukaryota, Fungi, Basidiomycota, Agaricomycetes, Polyporales, Fomitopsidaceae. Bases 181 to 1257 code for a protein of 358 amino acids. The transcript has 5 exons. Gene Ontology annotation, molecular function: hydrolase activity, hydrolyzing O-glycosyl compounds. The record is from RefSeq and is a predicted model, not a curated record. Gene Ontology annotation, biological process: carbohydrate metabolic process.